AUGACUGCAUUUGAAGAAUUUGGUGUACUACCAGAAAUAUCAAAGGCUUUAGAUGAAUUGGCUUGGAUGUUACCUACUGAUAUUCAAGCUGAAGGAAUUCCUCUGGUACUUGGUGGAGGAGAUGUACUUAUGGCUGCCGAAACUGGUAGUGGAAAAACAGCGGCAUUUUGUCUCCCAGUUAUUCAGAUAGUAUGGGAAACUUUAAAGGAUAUACAAUCUGGAAAAUCAGCUAAGGCAGCUAAAAACAGCAUGUCUAUUUCCAUGGACAAUGUCAACUCUAGACAGAGGAAACGCUAUAGCGGUAGCUCCUGAUGGUAAAAGGGUGCAAUCAAGAGAACAAAAAGAGUGGCAUGGAGUCAGAUGUACAAGGGGAGUAAACAGUGGAAAGUGGGGAUUUGAAGCCACUGUAACUGAUGAAGGACUUUGUAGAGUAGGUUGGUCUACACUGACAGCAAAUUUGGAUCUAGGUACUGACAGAUUAGGUUUCGGUUUCGGAGGCACAGGGAAGAAGUCAAACAAUAAACAAUUUGAUAACUAUGGAGAACCAUUUGGCAAGAGCGACGUCAUCACUUGUCUAUUGGAUGCAGACUCAGGAGAAAUAAAAUUUUUGAAAAAUGGAGUGAAUCUCGGUACAGCUUUUAAAGCUGAUAAACAAAUCAUUAGUCAGGGAAUGUUUCCAGCAGUUGUUCUAAAGAAUGCAGAAAUGGAGUUUAACUUUGGAGGUACCCCAUUUAAGCAUAGUUUACCUGAUGAAUACAAACCAAUAAUCGGAAUACCCAACGAUAAAGUUUUUAAAAAUACAAAUGGUCAAAAUGAUGAAGCUGGUCAAGGAAUCAAGCUCAUGAACAACGCACCACAAGCAAUCAUUAUUGAGCCAUCUAGAGAAUUGGCCGAACAAACCAGCGAACAGAUAAAAAAAUUCAAGAAAUAUUUAAGUGAUCCUGAGAUCCGCGAACUUCUGGUCAUAGGUGGAAUUAAUAUUAAAACGCAAAUCUCCCAUCUUCAGAACGUUGGCGCUGAUAUAAUUGUUGGAACACCUGGAAGAUUGGAGGAUCUGAUUACAGGAGGAUACUUGUCUCUAGCCAACUGCCGAUUUUUUAUUCUUGAUGAAGCUGAUGGUUUACUUAAACAAGGAUAUACAAAUUUGAUCGAACAACUACAUAGACAAAUGCCAAAGGUUACAUCAGAUGGAAAACGCUUACAGAUGAUUGUGUGCAGUGCCACGUUGCAUGCGUUCGAAGUUAAGAAAAUGGCUGAAAAAUUGAUGUAUUUUCCUACAUGGGUCGAUCUAAAAGGAGAAGAUGCGGUUCCAGAAACAGUUCAUCAUGUUGUAGUAACUGUAGAUCCCCAAAAGGACAAGUCGUGGGGUACUUUAAGAAGACAUAUUAAUACAGACGGUGUGCACAACGAAGAUAACGUUAGGCCCGGCAAUAAUAGUCCCGAAACAUUGAGUGAAGCAGUCAAAUUAUUAAAAGGCGAAUACUGCAUUCGAGCCAUAGACAAACAUAACAUGGACCGAGCUAUUAUUUUCUGUCGUACAAAACUGGACUGUGACAAUUUGGAAAAGUACAUGAAGUUGAUCGAUAGAAAUCGCUACUCCUGUGUGUGCUUACACGGUGAUAGAAGACCUAACGAAAGAAAAGCCAAUUUGGAAACUUUCAAAAACAACAAAGUAAAAUUUUUGAUUUGUACUGAUGUCGCAGCUAGAGGACUUGAUAUAACUGGCCUACCAUUUAUGAUUAAUGUCACGUUGCCGGAUGAAAAAUCCAACUAUGUGCACAGAAUUGGACGUGUAGGAAGAGCUGAAAGAAUGGGUCUUGCCAUAAGUUUAGUUAGUACAGUACCAGAAAAAGUGUGGUACCACGGUGAAUGGUGUUCAUCAAGAGGAAGAAACUGCUGGAAUACCAAUUUAAUCGAUAAUCAACCUAAGGGAUGCUGUAUAUGGUACAAUGAACCACAGUUCAUUGCUGAUAUUGAAGAACAUUUGAAUAUUACCAUUCAGCAAAUCGGACCCGACAUGGAGGUACCACAAGACGAAUUCGAGGGUAAAGUUAUUUAUGGAGAAAAGCGAAGAAAUCUGGGCUCCCUCUAUGAAAAUCACACCGCGCAGAUGGCGCCCAUUGUCAGAGAACUGACCAAGUUGGAAAGCAGUGCUCAACUGCUUUAUGUCCAAAGACAUCUAACAAAGUUAGCUAGAACUUGCUGA
Messenger RNA from Diabrotica balteata, 2206 nucleotides. NCBI's taxonomy places the organism in Eukaryota, Metazoa, Arthropoda, Insecta, Coleoptera, Chrysomelidae. The record is from the annotation of a GenBank genome assembly.